AUGUACCCCAACUACUACCAAAACUCACACAACUACCCAGUGGCGGCUCAAAAUCAGCAGACAGAUGCCAACGGGCAGCACGGUAACCAGGACUACUUACAGUAUGCCGCAAAUCAGUAUUGGACACAGACAGGAUAUAUGAAUAACUACAAUCCACCCGCGCCUCCCGUCCAGACCCCAUUCGAGCCAGUCAACCCGGAUUCCAUUAAGAGCGUCAGAAGAUAUAAUACAAGAGGAAAGGAUAAGGAAGAACCAGAAAAACCGAAGGCAGAUCAAAACAAAGAUAUUUCGCUCUUCGUCACCAGCCACUGCCGUUACACCCCCAUACUAUCCGUCUAUUAUAUGCAAGCCAACGAAAAGAAAUUCCUAAAAUCAUUUGUGUUUAAGGAGACACAAUUCGUUGCGGUCACUGGUUACAAGAACGACGCUGUCAGAAAAUUAAAAACAAACAAGAAUCCAUUCGCUCGACCGGAUUAUAAGGAGGAUUAUAAGGAAGAUUAUAAGGAAGAUGUUGUGGUGAAUUCAGAAAAGGAUUCAACAUUGGAUUCUGGAAUUUCGUCGAUGAAUAGCACUGUGGCGUCGUCAAUUGAGUCACCAACUUCUAGAAGGGAUUCAGGAGUCUCUUCCCAUUCUCAGAAUCAAUAUCAGUUUUGGGCCUCAUCGAUGACUCCAGGACCAUUCAUUAAAGCACGUUGCAAGUUUAAAGCACGUUGCAAGCUUUUGAAAUUUUCACCACAGAAUGCAUUUUAUGAGCCUCUGCUAUGA
Messenger RNA from Caenorhabditis remanei, 765 nucleotides. RefSeq lists its product as uncharacterized. Gene Ontology annotation, biological process: positive regulation of DNA-templated transcription; regulation of transcription by RNA polymerase II; cell fate specification. Gene Ontology annotation, molecular function: RNA polymerase II cis-regulatory region sequence-specific DNA binding; DNA-binding transcription factor activity, RNA polymerase II-specific. The coding region runs from base 1 to 765 and encodes 254 amino acids. NCBI's taxonomy places the organism in Eukaryota, Metazoa, Nematoda, Chromadorea, Rhabditida, Rhabditidae. Gene Ontology annotation, cellular component: nucleus. The transcript has 5 exons. The record is from RefSeq and is a predicted model, not a curated record.